Molecule: messenger RNA, 1387 nt
Organism: Cucurbita pepo subsp. pepo (vegetable marrow)
Lineage: Eukaryota; Viridiplantae; Streptophyta; Magnoliopsida; Cucurbitales; Cucurbitaceae
Gene: MAPKKK21
Product: mitogen-activated protein kinase kinase kinase 21
Biological process (GO): signal transduction; protein phosphorylation
Molecular function (GO): protein kinase activity; ATP binding
Source: RefSeq, a predicted model, not a curated record
AAGAGCGUCCUCAAUAAGAGUUGAAUCAAACUGUUCUUGCAAAUUACGAUUUUUCUCCCUUUCCAUUCAACCCAGAGUCGCCACCGAUUCAGGCGUCCAAAUUCCAUUCAAUUCAUUCCACCUGCCCAUGGACUGGAUUCGAGGACAUGAGAUUGGGUGUGGGAGUUUUGCGACCAUCAAUUUAGCCAUGCCUUCUAACACUUCUACUGCUCAGUUUCCUCCAUUAAUGGCCGUUAAAUCAUCUCCAGCUGUCUCCUCUGCCUCGCUAAAGAACGAGAAGCGGGUUUUGGAUCUUUUGGGUGAUUGCCCUCAAAUUAUACGGUGUUUUGGUGAGAGCUGCAGCGUUGAGAGAGGCGACGAGUUAUAUAAUUUGUUUCUUGAGUAUGCUAGUGGGGGUAGUUUGGCCGACAGAAUACAGAGCCACGGUGGUUGGUUGCCGGAAUUUGAGGUUCGGCGGUUGACUAGGACGAUUCUCGAAGGGCUUCGGUAUAUUCACGAGAAAGGAUUUGUUCACUGCGAUGUGAAGCCUCGGAAUAUUCUAGUGUUUGGUGACGGCGAUGCUAAAAUUGCUGAUUUUGGAUUGUCGAAGAAGGCGGGGAAAAACAGAGCAGAAACAGGGGAAGAGGGGAAAUUUCAAUUGAGAGGCUCUCCCCUGUACAUGUCGCCGGAAUCGGUGAACGAUAACGAGUACGAGUCGCCGUGUGACAUUUGGGCUGUCGGAUGCGCGGUGGUGGAGAUGUUGACCGGAAAACCCGCUUGGAAUUUCCCAAUGGAAUCCAACAUCUAUUCUCUGUUACUUAAAAUUGGGAUCGGAGAGGAAUUGCCGAAAAUCCCCAAAUAUAUUUCCGAGGAAGGGAAAGAUUUUCUGGGUAAAUGCCUGGUGAAGGAUCCCGCAAAGAGAUGGACGGCUGAGAUGCUUCUGAACCAUCCAUUUCUAGCAGACUCCGGCAGCAGCUCUGUUCCAUUGACGCCCAAGGAUGAACCAUCAACGUCGCCGAGAUGCCCUUUCGAUUUCGAAGAUUGGGCAUCAAUUCACUCGCAAGAGGUGGAUCAGAAAUUCGAGGAAGAAUCAAAUUGUUGGUUGGAUUCGUCGUGUCCGUGGUCGUGUUCACCGACGGAGCGGCUGCUUCAGCUAGUGGACAACGGGCCAGUUGACUGGGUCAUCACUGACAGUUGGGUCACCGUCAGAUGAUUUCCAAUCACGGUUGGAUUCGGGAGUGGACGCAAAAGACGGAGGGAUAUUUUGGGGUUGAAGAAUUUAAUUUUGGAAGAUCUUCAAUCAAAAUGAACGAUCCACAAUUCAUUUGAUUCGUUGAUUAGUUUUGAUUUUAUGUUAGUUGUAAAUUUGGUGAUGAUUGAUGGGUGGACACACGGUUGAGUUGAUGGA